Messenger RNA from Ilex paraguariensis (yerba mate), 1450 nucleotides. The record is from the annotation of a GenBank genome assembly. NCBI's taxonomy places the organism in Eukaryota, Viridiplantae, Streptophyta, Magnoliopsida, Aquifoliales, Aquifoliaceae.
GUUUUAUUUAAGAAGGAAACGAUUCAUUUUUACAAAAAAAAAUAGCGGAACUUUGAGCCGUUGUUUGCUAGGUAGUACAAAAUGCCUUCACAAAAGAUUGAAACUGGUCACCAAGACACAGUUCAUGAUGUGGCAAUGGAUUAUUAUGGCAAGCGUCUUGCCACAGCAUCUUCAGACAACACCAUUAAGAUUAUUGGGGUAAGCAAUUCGGCUUCUCAGCAUCUUGCAACUUUGAGUGGUCACCUGGGACCCGUGUGGCAAGUAGCAUGGGCACACCCGAAGUUUGGGUCCCUCCUUGCUUCCUGUUCUUAUGAUGGGAGGGUCAUAAUUUGGAAGGAAGGUCAACAGAAUGAGUGGAGCCAAGCCCAUCUUUUUGAUGAUCACAAAGUUUCUGUCAAUUCCAUUGCUUGGGCACCUCAUGAACUGGGUCUUUGUUUGGCAUGUGGAUCCUCAGAUGGGAAUAUCUCGGUUUACACUGCAAGAACAGAUGGUGGUUGGGACACAUCGCGCAUUGACCAGGCUCACCCAGUUGGUGUCACAUCUGUUUCAUGGUCCCCGUCGAUAGCUCCUGGUGCUCUUUUCACUUCUGGCCUGGUUGACCCUGUUCAGAAGCUUGCAUCUGGUGGUUGUGAUAACACAGUGAAAGUGUGGAAGCUUUAUAAUGGAGUUUGGAAGAUGGAUUGCUUCCCUGCUCUUCAAAUGCAUACUGAUUGGGUAAGGGAUGUUGCUUGGGCACCCAACUUAGGACUUCCUAAAUCUACUAUAGCAAGUGCUUCUCAAGACGGAAGAGUUAUUAUAUGGAGUGUGGCCAAGGAAGGAGAUCAAUGGGAUGGAAAGGUUUUGAAGGAUUUUCAGGCCCCUGUUUGGAGGGUCUCAUGGUCAUUGACUGGAAACAUACUGGCUGUUGCUGAUGGGGAAAACAAUGUUACAUUGUGGAAAGAAGAAGUAGAUGGAGAAUGGCAACAGGUCGAGCUUUUUUAGUCCUCGACUCUGCAUCUUGAGUGGUGAUGAUUCACAGUACAAGUGACUAGGUGCAGCCGAAUGGGGUUGAACUGUGGAAGUCUGGAACUGUGAUAUAAUGCUUCAGAAAACAGAGUUAACCAGUGCCUCUUCCAUCGGAGAUCACUCCCCACUCUGAUCUUGAAUCGACUCCAAACCGCAUUCCCGGCACACUUGCUACUAUUUGUGCUAUAAUCUCACCUUGUUGGGUCACCAUUAAUGCGGGGCUCGUCAGAACUAAGCAUCGGCUUUUGCCUGCACUACAGAGUACAGAGCUUCACAUAUCUUCCCAGGUCUGAGGUUUUGUUAGCCAGGGAUCGGGCUUGCUCACACUGUGGAAGGGUACGCAAACUCGGCCCAAUUCUCAGGAUGUGUUCCCCUGGGGACCGAGCAUUUUGCCAGCUUGCAAAAACAGAAUCAAAUGCAGAAUUCCAAACAAUUAUGUGGCCCA